Messenger RNA from Neocloeon triangulifer, 3466 nucleotides. RefSeq names its product vesicle-fusing ATPase 1-like. The record is from RefSeq and is a predicted model, not a curated record. The coding region runs from base 141 to 2390 and encodes 749 amino acids. Gene Ontology annotation, cellular component: Golgi stack. Gene Ontology annotation, biological process: SNARE complex disassembly; Golgi to plasma membrane protein transport; intra-Golgi vesicle-mediated transport. The transcript is spliced from 10 exons. Gene Ontology annotation, molecular function: ATP hydrolysis activity; ATP binding. Lineage: Eukaryota; Metazoa; Arthropoda; Insecta; Ephemeroptera; Baetidae.
CAAGUUUCUGCUCUGCUUUUCCAAUGUUGUUUGCUGGAUGAAAAGUGAUCAAUAAAUUUUCUGCGACUGCGAUAGCUGGCUGGUUAGCCCUAUAUUGAUCGUGCCCAUCGUGCUCUCCAGAACUACAGUCGUGUUUCGCAAUGGCCACACAGCGAAUGAAGGCGGCCAAGUGCCCAUCUGAUGAGCUGUCCCUGUCAAACUAUGCAAUUGCAAACAGAGAGGACUUCCCUAAAGAUGUCCAACAUGUGGUCAUCACUACAGGACCGGGACAAUCGUUUAUAUUUUCACUCAAAUUUGACAAAGUUGCAAGAGGUACCAUUGGUUUUAAUUUGCCCCAGAGAAAAUGGGCCACCCUUUCGCUCAACCAGGAUAUUGAUGUUAGGCCGCACUACUUUGACCCCAAAUCACCCAAUGAGUUUCUGUCUGGAGUCAUUCUUGAAGUUGAUUUUCUGCAGAAGAAGCAAACUUCGCAAAUGCCAUUCGACUCUGAUGAGAUGGCAAAGGAGUUCAUACUUCAGUUUGCUGGACUCGCCCUUACUGCUGGACAGCAACUAGUUUUUGCGUUCCAUCCAGACAAACCUCUGCUGUCAGUAUUGGUCAAAGGUCUUGAAGCCGUUGACCCCAAUGCAAUGAUGUCAGGAUCUACGGUGAAACCCCAGAAGACAAAAAUGGGAUUGUGUCGCGGCAACACCGCUGUCCAGUUUGAGAAGGCAGAACUGUCUGGGAUUAAUCUCACGGGCAAAGCCAAAGGAGUUCAACCCCGUCAGUCAAUCAUUAACCCUGAUUGGGACUUCCAGAAGAUGGGCAUUGGUGGUCUGGACAAGGAGUUCAAUGCCAUCUUCCGCCGAGCCUUUGCCUCUCGUGUAUUUCCUCCAGAGGUUGUUGAGCAACUUGGUCUUAAGCACGUGAAGGGCAUUCUGCUGUACGGUCCUCCCGGAACUGGCAAGACCUUGAUGGCUCGUCAGAUUGGCAAUAUGCUGAACGCAAGAGAGCCUAAAAUUGUGAACGGUCCCCAGAUUCUCGACAAGUACGUGGGAGAGUCGGAAGCAAACAUCCGACGCUUGUUUGCAGAUGCCGAAGAGGAGGAAAAACGCCUUGGUCCUAACAGUGGUCUGCACAUCAUUAUCUUUGACGAAAUUGAUGCAAUUUGCAAAGCAAGAGGUUCAGUGGCUGGUGCGACUGGCGUCCACGACACGGUGGUCAACCAGCUGCUGGCUAAAAUUGAUGGUGUUGAGCAGCUUAAUAAUAUCCUGGUCAUCGGCAUGACCAACCGCAAAGACAUGAUUGACGAUGCCCUGAUGAGACCAGGUCGUCUGGAGGUGCAGAUGGAGAUCAGUCUGCCGGACGAACAUGGUCGCCACCAGAUCCUCAACAUUCAUACUGCUCGUAUGCGCGAAUUCAAAAAGCUCAAUCAGGAUGUUGACUGCAAAGAACUGGCAACAAAAACAAAGAACUUCAGUGGGGCAGAGUUGGAAGGUCUAGUCAGGGCGGCGCAAUCAACAGCCAUGAACAGGCUUAUCAAGGCUGCCUCCAAAGUUGAGGUUGACCCAUCUGCCAUGGAAAAACUCUUAGUCAACAGGGAAGACUUCUUGCAUGCCUUAGAGCAUGAUAUCAAACCGGCCUUUGGAACAAGUGCUGAGGCUUUGGAGCACUUGUUGGGUCGCGGCGUCAUUAACUGGGGCAAACCCGUUUCAUCCUUGAUGGAGGAUGGACAACUCCUCAUUCAGCAAGCAAAACACACAGAGGGGUCUGGCCUUGUCUCAGUCCUGAUUGAGGGACCUCCAAACUCAGGAAAAACGGCAAUUGCAGCCCAGCUGGCCAAAAUCUCAGACUUCCCCUUUGUCAAGGUGUGCACUCCGGAAGAGAUGGUUGGAUUCACCGAGUCAGCAAAAUGCUUGUCCAUCCGGAAGAUCUUUGAUGAUGCCUAUCGUUCAGUGUUGAGCUGUAUCUUGGUUGACAACAUUGAGCGUCUUCUCGACUAUGGCCCCAUUGGGCCCAGGUACUCUAACCUGACGCUGCAAGCUCUUUUGGUGCUCUUGAAGAAGGAACCACCCAAGGGCCGCAAGCUGCUCAUCAUCUGCACCAGCAGCCGGCGCCAAGUACUCGAGGACAUGGAAAUGCUUUCGGCAUUCACCGCCGUUAUGCAUGUGCCUAACUUGUCUACCUCUGAACACCUGAUGGCUGUUCUGAAGGAUUCCAACGCCUUUUCACCACAUGACUUGGCAAACAUUGCAAAGAAUGUCAAGGGCCACAAGGUGUUCAUCGGAGUAAAGAAGCUGCUGGCUCUCAUCGACAUGGCCAAGCAAACACCAGAAAACAUGCGGGUCGUAAAAUUCCUGACAAAACUGGAGGAGGAGGGAGGUCUGAUCACACCGUCCUCAAUGCAGUGAGCACCACAGCCCCAGAUGGCCUUGGCCAUCUCGAAAAACCAAAACCUUGACUUAUUUUAGAUUGAGUCCUAUAUGAUCUCAAACUAUGCCCAUAGUCUUGAUUUUGAAAGUUAUAAUAGUACUAUUGCCCUAUUCCAAUCUAAAUGGGGUAUAUAUCAUCUAAAGAUUAUUAAAGAAUACGUUCGGAACUCUAGGCAGUACUGCCCACAAUAUCAAUCGUAUCAAUGACGAAGUGAGAUUUUAUGACCCCAUAUAUGACCAGCUCAUAAUGAUUGCUUUCAAAUUCUAAAAGCUUUUAGCUUGAUAAGUUGUGUUCUGUGGGCUUUGAAUCGACUCCUUGAGCCAUCCGAUGAGUGAUGAAAAUAAUGAAAAAUUAGUAGUUUAACCUAAUGAGUCCAAGAAGGUGCACAACAAAAAUUGUACAUAAGAAGCUGUAGGCGUGUUCAAUCCUCUGGCUCAUAUCGAUGCUAUGGAAAUUCUUCUGCCUCAUAUUAAUAAAUUGCGAGCGAGGGUGUAGCUAUGAAGUCAGGACAAGGGGUUUGUAAAUUAUUAGUAUGAUUGAAAGCGUUAAAGUGUGUCUUGUCUAGCAAGUUCAUUCAGAGGAUCUGUAGCAAUAAAAGGGUCAAUUCAAGCCUUCUGUCAAAGUAGCCAAAAUAGAAAAGAAAUAAGCAAAAUAAUGGACGCAAAUUUAAUCACAAAUAAAUUGCUUAUUGAGAAUUUACAUUCCAAUUCCAUUUUAUAAAUAAUGGAAUAUUGUUGAAAACAAAUUAAUGUCUGUUAUGCGCUCUAUCUCUGUCGUUAUGCGUGCAUCAUUAUCCCUGGUGUUACUCUAUGUAUGUAUUCUCGUGACUCUAAACGACUUAAAUAGUAGCUGGACGUACUAUACAAAUACAAGAAAAAAAAAUAUGCUUAAUAGUGAUAAAUUUGGGCAACAUCUAAUUAAUUGACCCCAAAGAGACAUUUUGAUGAACAUAUUUGUAGCUGUUGUCAAUUUUUUUAUUGUUUGCUGAGUUCCAUUGUAUUUUCGUGUAUUUUCCUGUUAAAUAUCUGAAAGUGAACCCAACACAAGUUGUUAC